AUGAACUAUGACAUUUGUCUGCAAAUCAUUACGAAUAGCAAUCAAGCCCCAGAUAGCAAGCCCGAGGCCUGGCGAUCAUCAUCUCAGGUGCUAGACAAUAUGGAUUCAAAUUUGCUGUCUUCAACCUCUAGUGGCGCUGAUGUGAAGGCAGAUUUCCGCAAGCCUUUAAGUGAUGCAGCUAACAGGAAAUAUCGGCGACGGUCUCCACUUAGUGGGUCAUCUUCAUCUGAUGGUAGUCCUAAUCAUGAGCAUAACUCUAGUCCUAUCCCAUCAAGGGAACAUGAUCGACGAAGAAAGGAUGAUGAGAGGGACUUAGAUCGGGAUUCUGGUAGGAGUCAGUAUAGGCGGAGUGGUGACUCGUAUAGACAUUUUGAUCGACAGUUGUUUAGGAGUUCUCAAAGUUACCGUAGGCAUGAUGACUAUAGCAGACGUGAAAAGAAUGCGGAUGACAAUGAAAGAGAUUCACAUUUUUCCUCUCGUUCUGGUCGAGAGUCGAGGGGUGGCACUAAUUCUGAUUAUAUGAGGCGAGAAAGGGAGCAUAGCAGACCAAGAGACCAUCUGCGUGAUGUUGAGAAGCAUUCCGUUGGUAAGUUUGAUGGUUCAGGGCAUAGAAGCAGGGAUAAGGACAGAGAAAUCUCAUCUCUUGAGUAUCGAAGAUGUAAAGAUAAGGAACCACUGUCUGACAGUGACCGGUCUGGUAGGAGGCAUUCCAACUCCAACACUGAUUAUGUCAAAUCUGAGGAGUGGGAUAGGCAUAAGGGGGAUAGAGAUGGUCGAAAUGAGAAGAGAGACCACUGUAUGAGCUUGGGGGAUUACAGAAGUGAUCGUUCACCUACCCAUGGAGAGUACAAGGGGCAUCAAACUGACUCGCCUGCAAGAAGGGACAGUUCUGGACGUCGUCUGAAAGAGGCUUCUAGGAUUGACACUAAGGAACUGGAUGGACAUAAGUACCAAAAAGAAGAAACGAAAAAAUAUGAUGAUCGGGAGGCUAACAGGCAAAAGGAGAGGUACAAUAGAGAAGCAGGGGAGCAAUUGGAAGACAGAACUGUUUUUACCAGUAAAGAUCAAGAAUCUCUAGCCAAUAAGUCAAUGUUGUUUGGCUCGGAUGGUGGCACUGAUCAUGGGAAAGAUGUGGUUGAUGAAAGGCAGUCUUUGAGUUCAAAGCAAGUGCAGGAGAGUGUUGGUAAAGUGACUUCGGAGCGGACCUAUGUCACUGACUCUGAUAUAGAUGCUGCAAAAGUUGCUGCAAUGAAAGCUGCUGAAUUAGGUAUGCAACUACUGCAUAUAAUUACAGUUAUAAGUGGUGAUCUUAGCAUUGUUAAAUUCCCAAGUUAAGAGUAACUUGGGAAAUUUGGUUCUUAGCAUCUGUUGGAAUCUUAACAGCCUCAGUUACACCCCCAAAGAAAUUUUUUUGUCCCUUAUGCCUAGUAGCUGUAAUUAUCAAGGGUCAAUUUCAAAGUAAUAGAUCUGAAUUUCCACUUGGCAUAGCCUUAAGUACAAUGACAUAGACCAAUCUUAAUCUAGGAUCCAAGUAGCUUAAAAUUUUCUUCAGUUUUUGAAAAUUUUGGGGCUUGUCCGAUUUUUUUGAAAACUUUGUGGCUACUUUGGAAUUUUUGAAAAUCAGGGGUUUGGGAAUUUUUGAGGCUUUAGUGUUGAUUCUGGAAUUUAAGAAGCUCUGAGGGUAAUCCUGAAAUUUUAGGAACUUUUGGGUUUUUUAUAUAUUGGAGUAUCUGGGGCCUCUCUAGAAUAUCAAACGUUUUUUUGGUGGGUCGGGCUAAAUUUUGGUGGGGGUUAUAAGCCUGAAUUUGUAGGUCAGACUUCGGUCAGUUUAAGUAGAGUCGGGCCAAUCCUAAAAGAUUUAAAGAUGAACAAAUAGUAAGGUUUCUUAGCACAAUCUUUGGUCACCAACUUUGAGCUCCAGCUUCCAAGUUUUGUCACAACAGGAAAAAAAAAAAAAAGUAGUAAGUGACUGUGUUGAUCAGUGGUUAGGCUCUGGCCAGGGGCGGAGCUAGAAUGUUUUUGUAGUGGGGGCAAAAAUCAUAAUGAAAACCAAUCAACCGAGAUAAUAUAUUUUGAAACAUAAUUUGUUCCAGUCAAAUAUCAGAAUCUAAUUUUCAAGAAAGCAAAAAUUAAGAAUUUAAUUAUUGAGAGAACACUGUCCAAGAGACAAAAUCAAAGAGAACGGUCACAUAAAUGAUAACUAUCAAACUCGUUGCUAUUUCACAAAUAGAUUUCGAGUGGUUAUAAUCGGUGACAUGGUGUGUAGGAAAAAAGAAAAUUAGAGAUAAAAAAGACGACAAUGAAUUGUAUAAAAGAAACAUAAAUUUAAAAUUUUAAUUUGUGAAAGAAUCCAAUUUUUUACUAAUAAGGAAUAGUGCUAUUGGGGUCUAAAAAUCUAUCCUAAAUUGUUGACCUAAUGACGCGACAACAGAGAUGUUAAAAUAGUAUUACUCUAAUUAGAACAUUUGGAUUUAUUUUUUGAGGCCACACCAUUAGCACAUUAUUAGGUCAGUCAAUUAGUUUAGAUUUUUAGACCCAAAAGUGUUAUUGAAAUAUAGAAAUAGAGAUAAAAUUAUACAAAUUUUUAGUGGGGGCAAAUUUUAAAUAAUUAUAAAUUUAUAAACAUUUCAAAACUAUCCCAAAAAAAUUUCUAAAGUGCACCGGGGGCAGUUGCCCCCACUGCCAAAUCCGCCACUGGCUCCGGCGAGGUUUGACAUUGCUGUGCAAUGAGGGAAAUGGCUGUGGUGAUUCCAUACUUUCCAAAUCCAAGCGGUAGCCUACAACAAUGGACCUCAAUCGGGAACAUGUUUGAACCUUUUGAACCAGUUCAAGUUCUUCCAUGACAGGCAAUGACUACGAUGGUGAGACUCAAGGCAACGGCGAUAUAUUGAACAGCUAUUUUGGCACUGAUGGAUGAACAAUCACCUGGAUUUUUUUCGAGAUGUGGGGAUGUAAUUGAUAUGGAUUUGAGGAUUGAGAGGGAGAAAAAGCAGCGUUCAAUUUGCGAUUGGAAGAAGGUGAAUCAAUUUGGGGAAAUAGUGACGAUUGUGUGCAACAGUGGAUCAAUAUUUGCUUUGAUAGCAUGAAAACCUAGAUUAAGUAUUAAAGAAAAAGAGAGGAAAGAAAGUUGUCAGCUACUCUCUAAUAUUCCAUUGUAUGAAAAAUAGGAUAUAAGAGAGGAAAUAAAUAAAUCUCUACAAGAAGAAAAAACUAGGCUAUCCCUAGUGAAAUAAACAGAAAUAAUGAAUACAAUCCUAACAAGGCCAUCCAAAUAGGGCUGUGGAUUUGAGACCAAGAAUUUCAAAAUCCUUGGAGCCAAAUCCUAAAGUAGCGAGGAAUUAUUUGUUUUGUGUGGUCAUAUGAGAUGUUUGAUAAAGGGAAUCACUGAGUGCCACAUAAUCAUAAGCGUGCUGUAGUAUGUUCUGCUGUAGUAGCAGAUAUGGAGGUAUUGUGUUGUGCAUUCUGUCAAGGAAAAAUACCUUUUGGCCAACAUGCCUUUAAGCUGCAAUUUGGAUAAGCCUAUUGAAGACCAUAUUCCAUGUCCUAUUUGUGCUGGUAAACAACUUACUCAAUACGAACAUAUUGAAAAUAUGCAAAUAAGCAUUGAAACUAUGUACAAUCAAUGGGGAUGUUCCACUUUGCAGACUAUGUUUCAAAGAGAGGAAGAUAACCAUCUCCCCCCCCCCCC
This is a messenger RNA of Ilex paraguariensis (yerba mate), 3688 nucleotides long. NCBI's taxonomy places the organism in Eukaryota, Viridiplantae, Streptophyta, Magnoliopsida, Aquifoliales, Aquifoliaceae. The record is from the annotation of a GenBank genome assembly.